Thamnophis sirtalis is the source of this 372-nucleotide messenger RNA. The record is from RefSeq and is a predicted model, not a curated record. Lineage: Eukaryota; Metazoa; Chordata; Lepidosauria; Squamata; Natricidae.
UCGUAGGCUGGAGGGCGAAGUGGCCGCAGGGCGUCGCGGGAGGAACCGCCGCCUCCGAGCCUCGCACCGGCGGAUCCCCAUGUGGCGGCGGGGACGCCUUGGGGCCCCUGCAGAGACGGCGACGGGGGGGCGCCCAUGACUUGGACGAGCAGCAUGAGUAGCGGCUACAGCAGCUGGGAAGAAUCGGAGUCCGAGGAGUUUUUCUUCACGGCUCGCACCUCUUUCUUCAGGAAGCCCUUCGGCCAAGCCAAGGCCAGCCUGCAAGAUGUUCAGAAGGAGAGAGAAACUCAUAAUUACCUCACCAAGGAAGCAAUCAAGGAAAAAGUCCAAAUAUACAAUUCAGAUGUUACUGACAAGCUAAAGAUGACAUUG